CAUUACAUAGAGUUACAUUACAUUACACACAACAAAGAGAGAAACAGAGAAAGAAGAGAACAAUAUAACCCUCAAAACUCUGUUUCAGUUUUUGUUAAAACUGCUUCAAACAACUACAUACAGAAAAACGUUUCUGAGAAAAUCAAUAGAAACAUUCUCAGAACAAACUUCACAAAUCUAACAACAAAAAGAUCUUGUUCUUUCACACAUACUUUUCUUCUCUCAAUCCAAAUUUCUAUCAUUAUAAGUUUCUGCAAAGGAUUGUCUUCUUUUGAGGCAUAGAUCUUAAAUUUUGAAGCAAUCCCUUAAGAAUUUUUUGAAAUGGAGACAGAAGAGAGGAACCAAAGAACAUGUAAGACAACAGAACCAGAGUUCUUCUUGCAGUGGGGAAACAGAAAACGUUUGAGAUGUGUUAGGGUGAAAGAUCCUCGGAUUUCAACUAGACUCAACGGUGGUGGAAUCAGAAGAAAACUUAAUUCUGGAUUGGAUAAUCAUAAUAGCCGUUCUGGUGUUACUCUUUCUGAGAAAGAAACUUCACAUCAUCAUCAACAACAACCUAAUCGUCUCACAAGGAAUUCUGACGGUGCUAUUCUACGGCCGGCGGCGGGAGAUAACAGAAAAUCGGCAUCGCCGGAGAAGGAAGAUCGGUACUAUACAACAAGGGGGUCAGCGGAGGAUAACGGUAAAGGCACCACCGUUGAUGUUAACAAUGGAGAAGAAAGAGCUCAUGUUUGGCCUAAACUUUACAUCACUCUUUCUAGCAAAGAGAAAGAAGAAGAUUUUCUUGCCAUGAAAGGUUGUAAGCUUCCUCAGAGACCUAAAAAGAGGGCCAAAAUUAUUCAAAGAAGCUUAUUGUUGGUGAGUCCUGGAGCAUGGUUGACUGAUAUGUGUCAAGAAAGAUAUGAAGUUAGGGAGAAGAAAAGUAACAAGAAGAGGCCAAGAGGAUUGAAGGCUAUGGGGAGUGUGGAAAGUGAUUCUGAAUGAUUAUGAUGAAUUGAUGCAAAAAUUUGAAGGGAGGAUCUACAACAAUACACAAAGUUAAAUAUUUUGGAAGAUGAUGAUAUUUUGAGUUGAUGAUGAUUCAAGUUUAUUUAAAUUUGCUUUCACAAGUAGGGAAAGGCUUAUAAGCUCCCUCUCAAUGUUUUUGUAAACAAGUAAGAUCUGAUCUGAUCUUGAUCCAUUUCUAUCAAUGAAGAAAAUUAUUUUCUCAUCA
Messenger RNA from Trifolium pratense (red clover), 1213 nucleotides. RefSeq lists its product as uncharacterized. NCBI's taxonomy places the organism in Eukaryota, Viridiplantae, Streptophyta, Magnoliopsida, Fabales, Fabaceae. Bases 322 to 984 code for a protein of 220 amino acids. The record is from RefSeq and is a predicted model, not a curated record. The transcript has 6 exons.